This is a messenger RNA of Nothobranchius furzeri (turquoise killifish), 2437 nucleotides long. RefSeq names its product WEE2 oocyte meiosis inhibiting kinase (gene wee2). The record is from RefSeq and is a predicted model, not a curated record. Gene Ontology annotation, cellular component: cytoplasm; nucleus. Gene Ontology annotation, biological process: negative regulation of G2/MI transition of meiotic cell cycle; protein phosphorylation; regulation of meiosis I. Gene Ontology annotation, molecular function: ATP binding; magnesium ion binding; non-membrane spanning protein tyrosine kinase activity. Lineage: Eukaryota; Metazoa; Chordata; Actinopteri; Cyprinodontiformes; Nothobranchiidae.
CGCUAAUGAAGAAGCUAACCAAUCAGAGAGCUAGGUGCCUCGAACCCGGUGACAUAAUUAUUUAAACAGGAAGUGUUGUUCAUGCGUGGCGCGAAACACCAGCGUGUUCGUGGUGUCGUGUGGAGGAUGGCUUGUUGGUGAGUAAACACGAGUUUUAAAGCUGUGACCAAUAAUAAACGCCUGUUUCUGUUUUUAUUGACAAUAACUGCCGGUGAGCCGGGGACGGCCGUUUAAACCAGACCUGAAGUACCAGCAUGCUGCUGUAAAUAAUUAUGCUCUUAUGUUUGGUUGUGGACGUCUUUUGAAAGGAUCUAGCAACAUGAAGGAAACCUACCCAACUGAAGCCCCAGUCAUGGUGACUUGGCAUGAAGAGAUCAACCAGCAGCUGGAUUUUUCUAGCUGUGGAGAGGAGGGGAACAGCAGUGACACCACCUCAGAUGACUGUGCCAUCACCCGCAGUCCCAGGCUGUGCACGCCCAGCUCGGCCUGCAGGACACCCAAAGUGCAGCGCCACCGCAGCAGAAGCAACACGUUGCCUCUACAAUGCACCAGCCCCAUACCUUACGCGUCUUGGAAGAAGCUGAGGCUGUGUGAAUCUCCCAGCACCCCCAAGAGUUUGCUGUCAAAGUCGUCUCAGUCUUACUCCAACAUAAAGAUCGGUCACCAUCAGAGGAUCGUGCAUUUGUCACCCGCUACAAAUCUCCUUCAGGUGCCCUCGGUCAACGUGAAUCCGUUCACGCCUGACACGGUACGCAGAAAAACCGCGCUGCAGUCGGAGAGUAAUUUUAGGAGCGAUGAAGAAGAUCGUGUACACAGGUUCAAGCACAGCCUCGCGUCAUCUGAGGAGGAUGAAGCCUUCCUCCCACAAAAGAGACGAGCCGUCCAAGCCUUCAUGCUCUCACGAUAUGACAGUGAGUUCCUGGAGCUGGAGAGCAUUGGUGUGGGGGAAUUUGGGGCCGUUUAUAAGUGCAUCAACAGACUGGAUGGUUGCCUGUACGCCAUAAAACGCUCUCGACGACCCCUAGCAGGCUCCGCCAAUGAGCAGCUGGCGCUAAAGGAGGUGUAUGCACACGCUGUUCUUGGGCACCACCCACAUGUUGUUCGCUAUUAUUCAGCAUGGGCAGAGGAUGACCACAUGAUUAUUCAGAAUGAGUACUGUGAUGGUGGAAGUCUCGGUGACGCUAUUGUGAAGAAGGAGGCCCAAGCAGAACUCUUCACCGAGGCUGAACUGAAAGAUCUGCUUUUACAAGUAGCCAUGGGUUUGAAGUACAUCCACAGCUCGGGUCUCGUCCACCUCGACAUCAAACCAAGUAUGUCUGUGAACGAGUUUCACUUAGACACCAUUUGGUUUCCCAGCACGCGUGCAGGGGGCGAGGGCGACAGCGAUGAAGAUGAUGAAAGCUCUUCAGCUCGAGUCAUUUACAAAAUUGGUGAUUUGGGUCAUGUGACAUCAGUCACUAGCCCUCAGGUGGAGGAGGGGGACAGCCGCUUUCUGGCUAAUGAGGUCCUGCAUGAGGAUUACUGCCACCUCCCCAAGGCUGACAUAUUUGCUCUGGGCCUCACAGUACUGCUGGCAGCCGGUACGCCUUCUCUGCCCCGAAAUGGAGCUCAGUGGCACAGUCUUCGAGAAGGGCACCUGCCCAACCUGCCUCAGAAACUCUCCCCUUGCUUCACAGAUUUACUUCAGUCAUUGCUGGAUUCAGACCCGACGAAACGCCCAUCUGCCAGGGAGCUUUGCAAACACACACUUUUGAGGGAAAAGAGGACCGAGAGGCUGGCUGCUCAGCUUCGUAUGGAGCUCAGCAUGGAGAAGUUCAGGACAGCCAUGCUUGAGAAAGAGCUCCAGGAGGCGCGACAGGCCUCUUUGUCACCCAAACCAACCCUUUCACAAGCGGUGGAACCCCCUGUUAAGAUGGGGUCUUUGCCCAGAACUGGAAGGAGGCUGGUUGGCAGGAAGACUCCUCGAUCCAUGAGCUUUGGUUGUUCCACUAGUGGAGUCUAAAGGGGAUGAUUUUGUGGCUCUUGCUAUAACAAAGCCAUGACUCAACACUGCUACCAGAAAUUAUUACAUGCAAAUUUGUUUUUCUGGUGUUGCCAAAGAAAUCUGAGAACUUUUGACUAAUCAGAUUUUUUUUCUGUCUUUAUUGCAUUAAGUUGAAUGCAGUAGGCUGGCUAGAUAUUUUUUAUUUGUUUUUAUUGUAAAUAAAGGUUUUAAGCAUUUUUAUUCAAUUUUCUUUCAUGUUCAGUAGAUGUACCAAAGCGAUAACUGAAAAGGGGGGCUUUCCAGGAGGAGUGUGCCUCUUAUCCGCAGCUGCAGUCUCUUAUGCCGCCAUACUUUUUAAAAUUUUUUAGUCGUGGUCAAAUUUGUGUUGCAUCAGAAAAUUCAUUUGUUGGUGAAUUAAGAACUCUAUUAAAAAGCCCUGUUGCACGACUUCCA